This is a messenger RNA of Mangifera indica (mango), 1141 nucleotides long. RefSeq names its product GPI-anchored protein LLG1-like. The transcript is spliced from 3 exons. Bases 414 to 908 code for a protein of 164 amino acids. Lineage: Eukaryota; Viridiplantae; Streptophyta; Magnoliopsida; Sapindales; Anacardiaceae. The record is from RefSeq and is a predicted model, not a curated record.
AUUAUAAAGAUUGAAAUGAUGAUCAUGAAACAGCCGACAAGAAGCCAGUAUAACCAAAGUGGAGAGAAAGAUUGUAUUUUCCACCGUAUUAAUCUUUGUCCGUUACGUAGUAACUGGUUAAUAUGAAGUAUUUGUACCCAUAUAUGGAAAAUUCGUUAAGUAGCCACCACCAAUCACAUUCAACUAUUUGAAGCAUGAAAUGGAGGGCUGUGCAUCGUCAGUUGCCAACAUUCCUGCAACAUUUUUCUCCCCGCGACAAACUCACUUCUAAAAUAGGAAAACAAAAGGCUAUGGAAAUAGGAGGAAACCCUCCCCAGAAGAGGCUCAUAAUACUUUGAAAUAAGAGAAAGAAAGGGGGGAGUGAAAUUGGAGAUCAUUCUAUUGAGUAUUGAUCUCCAAAAAGGAUAAACAAAAUGAGGUUUAAUCUUUGCGUCCAUUUCCUUCUCUUCUUUCUUUUUGCUACAUGUUUUGCUUCUUCUUCUUCUUUCAUUUCAGAUAAUGCCUUCCUUUCUCAGAGAAAUACUGGCCGUGCUCUUCUUCAAGCCCAAACCAGUUGCCCUAUAAAUUUUGAGGAAAAGAACUACACCAUCCUUACAAGCCAGUGCAAAGGACCAGAUUAUCCAGCUGAACAAUGUUGCACAGCUCUGAAGGAAUUUUGCUGCCCUUUCGUGGAUAAACUUAAUGACAUGAAAACUGAUUGUGCUGCAACCAUGUUCAGCAACAUAAACCUCCGGGGAAAAUUCCCGCCAGGCCUUUUCUCCAGUAAAUGCCGUGAAGGGAAAUACGGCCUCACCUGCCAAGCCUCACCACCUCCUGCACCACCACAGAAGAGUCAUGCACCAGCUACUCAGUCCACAUUGUGGAUGCGCACAACUGCCCUUCUAGCUUUGUUUCUCUUCAUGCACUGAAUCUUGAAAGGUGAAAAAAAAAAAAAAAACCCACUAAACAUAAAUAAAUUCCUUUUCGUUUAUCAAUUUCUCUCAGCCUCCAGUUUGACUUCCUCAGCAGCAACAAAUUGUACCGAUGUUAAUCCUGCUGAAUAAUAUGAUAUCAUAAUGUAUUUUUGUUUAUUUACUUGUGCACGUUAAAUCCAUGGUUGUAGCUAAAAUAAAAUUAUAAAACAAUUUUUCCCUUCCAUAAA